Funneliformis caledonium is the source of this 323-nucleotide messenger RNA. NCBI's taxonomy places the organism in Eukaryota, Fungi, Glomeromycota, Glomeromycetes, Glomerales, Glomeraceae. The record is from the annotation of a GenBank genome assembly.
CCUCUAAUAUGGUAUAUCCGCAGCCAUUUAUUGUGAGUAAUUUUUUCCAAGAAAUCGAUAAUGUGAUUAAAAAAUAUGUCAUAAAACUGAUUCACAAUGCACAUUAUAAGCAAAUGUGCGAAUUCAUAUGUUAUAAGGCAUUUCAAGUGAAUUUAAAUGAGAUUUUUACUUUUGAUGACGAUAUUUUUGAGCCAUUGGUCAUUGAAUUUCAAGAGUCUGAAAUUCCUACUCCUUUACAAGCAGAUGAAGUAGAUGAUGAUCGCGAAAUAUAUUUACGAUCAUUGAUUGAGCGUGUUAAUCAAAAUGAUAUAUUGAAAAUCUGA